AUGUCAAACGAUAGUCUCAUUACCGUUGCCUACCAGGAUCGCGUGGCGAUCGUGACACUCAACCGGCCCGACAAGCUGAACGCUCUCAAUGCCGACCUAUACUACCUUCUAGGCGAGCGUUUACGCGAGAUUGACUCUCGAGAGGAUAUCUUUAUUACAGUCCUGACCGGAAAAGGUCGUUUCUUCUCUGCCGGAGCCGACGUCACAAGUAUACGUCCAGGCACCGACGAUAGCAACUCAAACGCGCGCCGCGAGCUAGUCAAGGGCUUCGUCGCAAACAACGUCGACGUCACUCGCACCUUCUACAACCACUCUAAGAUUCUCGUCGUCGCCUUGAACGGCCCUGCUGUCGGUCUCUCAGCCGCACUGGUCGCCCACGCAGACUUCAUCUACGCUGCCCCACACACAUUCAUCCUGACACCCUUCUCCUCGCUCGGUCUCGUCGCCGAAGGCGGUGCUAGCCGCGCCUUCGUUGAGCGCCUGGGCAUCGCCAAGGCGAAUGAGGCGCUCCUAAUGAGCAAGCGGAUUACCUGUGACGAGCUGGUUUCGGCUGGCUUUGUCAAUAAGGUUAUUGCGCCGGAGUCUGGGGAGAAGGAUGACUCUGAUGGGUUCUUGAAGAAGGUGCUUGAGGAGGUUGAUGAUCGUCUUGGUACGCACUUGAACCAGACUAGUCUGUUAAAGAUUAAGGAGCUGGUAAGGCGGCCUGAGAGGGAGCUUUUGGAUCGCCAGAAUGGUCUUGAGGCGUUUAUGGGCCUUGAGCGCUUUAUGAAGGGAUUCCCGCAGGAAGAGUUCCGGAGGUUGGCGUCUGGUGAGAAGAGGCAUAAGCUUUAG
This is a messenger RNA of Penicillium psychrosexuale, 831 nucleotides long. RefSeq names its product dodecenoyl-CoA isomerase. Gene Ontology annotation, cellular component: peroxisomal matrix. Bases 1 to 831 code for a protein of 276 amino acids. The record is from RefSeq and is a predicted model, not a curated record. Gene Ontology annotation, biological process: fatty acid beta-oxidation. NCBI's taxonomy places the organism in Eukaryota, Fungi, Ascomycota, Eurotiomycetes, Eurotiales, Aspergillaceae. The transcript has 2 exons.